Herpailurus yagouaroundi (jaguarundi) is the source of this 7132-nucleotide messenger RNA. It is a transcript of the gene ARID1B, whose product is annotated as AT-rich interaction domain 1B. NCBI's taxonomy places the organism in Eukaryota, Metazoa, Chordata, Mammalia, Carnivora, Felidae. Gene Ontology annotation, cellular component: nucleoplasm; brahma complex; nBAF complex. Gene Ontology annotation, molecular function: DNA binding; nucleosome binding. The coding region runs from base 41 to 5674 and encodes 1877 amino acids. The record is from RefSeq and is a predicted model, not a curated record. The transcript is spliced from 22 exons. Gene Ontology annotation, biological process: positive regulation of DNA-templated transcription; chromatin remodeling; regulation of transcription by RNA polymerase II.
GGCGGGGGCGGCGGCGGGCGGCCAGCAGGCGGCCGCGGGCAUGGGCUUGGGCAAGGACAUGGGCGCCCAGUACGCCGCUGCCAGCCCGGCCUGGGCGGCCGCGCAACAAAGGAGCCACCCGGCGAUGAGCCCCGGCACCCCCGGCCCGACCAUGGGCAGAUCCCAGGGCAGCCCAAUGGAUCCUAUGGUGAUGAAGAGGCCGCAGUUAUACGGGAUGGGCAGUAACCCUCAUUCUCAGCCUCAGCAGAGCAGCCCUUACCCCGGAGGCUCCUACGGUCCCCCAGGGCCACAGCGCUAUCCAAUCAGCAUCCAGGGUCGGACCCCAGGGGCCAUGGGAGGAAUGCAGUACCCACAGCAGCAGAUGCCGCCUCAGUAUGGACAGCAAGGCGUGAGUGGUUACUGCCAGCAGGGCCAGCAGCCUUACUACAACCAGCAGCCGCAGCCCCCGCACCUCACCCCGCAGGCGCAGUAUCUGCCGCCCCAGCCCCAGCAGCGGUACCAGCCCCAGCAGGACAUGUCUCAGGAAGGCUAUGGAACUAGGUCUCAACCUCCUUUGGCUCCUGGAAAACCUAACCACGAAGACUUGAACUUAAUACAACAAGAAAGACCAUCAAGUUUACCAGUUGAAGUCUUGACCUCGGAGGAUACCGCCUUUGGACUCAAGGACCUGUCUGGCUCCAUUGAUGACCUCCCCACGGGAACGGAAGCCACUCUGAGCUCAGCAGUCAGUGCGUCUGGAUCCACGAGCAGCCAAGGGGAUCAGAGCAACCCUGCUCAGUCGCCUUUCUCUCCACACGCAUCCCCCCAUCUCUCCAGCAUCCCCGGGGGCCCGUCGCCUUCUCCUGUCGGCUCUCCCGUGGGAAGCAACCAGUCACGAUCUGGCCCAAUUUCUCCCGCAAGUAUUCCAGGCAGUCAGAUGCCUCCUCAGCCACCUGGGAGCCAGUCAGAAUCCAGUUCCCAUCCUGCCUUGAGCCAGUCACCAAUGCCACAGGAAAGAGGUUUUAUGGCAGGCACACAAAGAAACCCUCAGAUGUCUCAAUAUGGACCUCAACAGACAGGACCAUCCAUGUCGCCUCAUCCUUCUCCUGGAGGCCAGAUGCAUCCUGGAAUCAGUAGCUUUCAGCAGAGUAACUCAAGUGGGACUUAUGGUCCGCAGAUGAGCCAGUAUGGACCACAAGGUAACUACUCCAGACCCCCAACGUAUAGUGGGGUGCCCAGUGCGAGCUACAGCGGCCCAGGGCCCGGCAUGGGCAUCAAUGCCAACAACCAGAUGCACGGACAAGGGCCAAGCCAGCCGUGUGGUGCUAUGCCCCUGGGACGAAUGCCAUCAGCUGGGAUGCAGAACAGGCCGUUUCCUGGAAAUAUGAGCAGCAUGACCCCCAGCUCUCCCGGCAUGUCCCAGCAGGGAGGGCCAGGAAUGGGGCCACCGAUGCCAACCGUGAACCGUAAGGCACAGGAGGCAGCUGCCGCAGUGAUGCAGGCCGCUGCAAACUCGGCACAAAGCAGGCCACCAUACAUUAGGUCGCCUGCUUAUCCCAGCCAGUCUGGGGCUGGCGGACGCCCCAUGUUUUCUUCCCAGCACCCCAACUAUGGCAACUCUCAGGCUCCCAUGAUGCACCAGCCUGACCAGUACGGGCAAGGCAGUUUCCCGGGCAUGAACCAGAGUGGACUUAUGGCUUCCAGCUCUCCCUACAGCCAGCCCGUCAACAACAGCUCUGGGCUCAUGAACACCCAGGCACCCCCCUACAGCAUGGCGCCCAAUAUGGUGAACAGCUCAACAGCAUCUAUGGGUCUUGCAGAUAUGAUGUCUCCUGGCGAAUCCAAAUUGCCCCUGCCUCUCAAAGCAGACGGUAAAGAAGAAGGCACUCCACAGCCCGAGAGCAAGUCGAAGGAUAGCUACAGCUCUCAGGGUAUAUCUCAGCCCCCAACCCCCGGCAACCUGCCAGUCCCUUCCCCAAUGUCCCCCAGCUCUGCUAGCAUCUCCUCAUUUCAUGGAGAUGAAAGUGAUAGCAUUAGCAGCCCAGGCUGGCCAAAGACUCCAUCAAGCCCUAAGUCCAGCUCAUCCACCACCACUGGGGAAAAGAUCACAAAGGUGUAUGAGUUGGGGAAUGAGCCGGAGAGAAAGCUGUGGGUCGACCGAUACCUUACCUUCAUGGAAGAGAGAGGCUCCCCCGUCUCCAGUCUGCCCGCGGUGGGCAAGAAGCCCUUGGACCUGUUCCGGCUCUACAUCUGCGUCAAAGAGAUCGGAGGUUUGGCACAGGUUAAUAAAAACAAGAAGUGGCGUGAGCUGGCAACCAACCUAAAUGUUGGCACUUCAAGCAGUGCAGCGAGCUCCCUGAAAAAGCAGUAUAUCCAGUACCUGUUUGCCUUUGAGUGCAAGAUUGAGCGCGGGGAGGAGCCCCCGCCGGAAGUCUUCAGCACCGCGGACACCAAGAAGCAGCCGAAGCUCCAGCCGCCCUCUCCUGCGAACUCAGGGUCCUUGCAAGGUCCUCAGACCCCCCAGUCAACCAGCAGCAAUUCGAUGGCAGACGUACAAGGCGACCUGAAGCCACCUACCCCAGCGUCUACCCCGCAUGGACAGAUGACCCCAAUGCAAGGUGGAAGAAGCGGUACAGUCAGCGUGCACGACCCGUUCUCAGACGCCAGUGACUCAUCGUUCCCAAAACGGAACUCCAUGACCCCGAGCGCCCCUUACCAGCAGAGCAUGAGCAUGCCUGACGUGAUGGGCAGGAUGCCCUAUGAACCCAACAAGGACCCCUUCGGUGGAAUGAGAAAAGUGCCUGGGAGCAGUGAGCCCUUUAUGACUCAAGGACAGAUGCCCACUAGCAGUGUGCAGGACGUGUAUAACCAGAGUCCCUCCGGAGCACUAUCCGGUCUGGGCAUGGGGCGGCAGCAGUUUCCCUACGGAGCCGGCUACGACCGAAGGCACGAACCUUACGGGCAGCAGUACCCAGGCCAAGGCCCUCCCUCAGGACAGCCGCCAUAUGGAGGACACCAGCCCGGCCUGUAUCCACAGCAGCCGAAUUACAAACGCCAUAUGGACGGCAUGUAUGGGCCUCCGGCCAAACGCCACGAGGGAGACAUGUACAACAUGCAGUUCGGCAGCCAGCAGCAAGAGAUGUAUAACCAGUACGGAAGUUCCUACUCCGGACCGGACAGGAGGCCCAUCCAGGGGCAGUAUCCGUACCCCUACAACAGAGAGAGGGUGCAGGGCCCCGGGCAGAUGCAGCCGCACGGGAUCCCGCCUCCCAUGAUGGGCGGCCCCAUGCAGUCGUCCUCCAGCGAAGGGCCUCAGCAGAGCAUGUGGGCGACGCGCAAUGAUAUGCCUUACCCCUACCAGAACCGGCAGGGCCCCGGGGGCCCGGCCCAGGCCCCGCCGUAUCCAGGCAUGAACCGCACGGAUGAUAUGCUGGUACCUGAGCAAAGGAUCAAUCACGAGAGCCAGUGGCCUUCCCACGUCAGCCAACGUCAGCCUUAUAUGUCCUCUCCCGCCUCCAUGCAGCCCAUCACGCGCCCGCCUCAGUCAUCCUACCAGACGCCUCCAUCACUGCCAAACCACAUCUCCAGAGCCCCCAGCCCCGCGUCCUUCCAGCGCUCCCUGGAGAGCCGCAUGUCUCCCAGCAAGUCUCCCUUUCUGCCCUCUCUGAAGAUGCAGAAGGUCCUGCCCACCGUCCCCACGGCCCAGGUCACGGGCCCGCCCCCCCAGCCACCCCCGAUCCGAAGGGAGAUCACCUUCCCUCCUGGCUCAGUCGAGGCAUCGCAGCCAGUCUUGAAACAAAGGCGAAAGAUUACCUCAAAAGAUAUCGUUACUCCUGAGGCCUGGCGUGUGAUGAUGUCCCUCAAGUCCGGUCUUUUGGCUGAAAGUACAUGGGCUCUGGACACCAUUAACAUUCUCCUGUACGAUGACAGCACUGUCGCCACCUUCAGUCUCUCCCAGCUGUCCGGAUUUCUGGAACUUUUAGUAGAGUACUUUAGAAAAUGCCUAAUUGACAUUUUUGGAAUUCUUACGGAAUAUGAGGUGGGAGACCCCAGCCAAAAAGCACUUGAUCACAAUGCGGGGAAGAGAGCUGACGGCCAGUCCUUGGCCGACGAGUCUGGGAAAGAGGAGGAGGGCACCGAGUGUGUGGACGAGGAGGACGACGAGGAGGACGACGAGGAGGACGACGAGGAGGAGGACGACGGGAAGACGGAGACCGAGGAGAAGAGCAGCUCGACUCUGGCCUCUCCCAACGCCACUGCGGAUCCGAAGGAAAAGCCCAGGCAAGCUAGCAAGUUCGACAAGCUCCCGAUAAAGAUAGUCAAAAAGAACAACCUGUUUGUGGUCGACCGAUCUGACAAGCUGGGUCGUGUUCAGGAGUUCAACAGCGGACUUCUGCACUGGCAGCUUGGCGGGGGGGACACCACCGAGCACAUCCAGACUCACUUUGAGAGCAAGAUGGAAAUUCCUCCUCGCAGGCGUCCACCUCCCCCUCUGAGCUCCACCGGGAGGAAGAAAGAGCAGGAAGGAAAAGGCGAUUCUGACGAGCAGCAAGAGAAGAGCAUCAUCGCAACCAUCGAUGAUGUCCUCUGUGCUCGGCCGGGGGCGCUGCCCGAAGAUGCGAACCCUGGUACCCAGACCGAGAGCGGGAAGUUUCCCUUUGGGAUACAUCAAGCCAAAAGUCACCGGAACAUCAAGCUGCUGGAGGACGAGCCCAGGAGCCGAGACGAGACCCCUCUCUGCACCAUCGCGCACUGGCAGGAUUCCCUGGCCAAGCGCUGCAUCUGUGUGUCGAAUAUUGUCCGUAGCUUGUCUUUUGUGCCUGGCAAUGACGCCGAAAUGUCCAAACAUCCAGGCUUGGUGCUGAUCCUGGGGAAGCUGAUUCUCCUUCACCACGAGCAUCCGGAGAGGAAGCGAGCGCCGCAGACCUACGAGAAAGAGGAAGACGAGGACAAAGGGGUGGCCUGCAGCAAAGACGAGUGGUGGUGGGACUGCCUGGAGGUCCUAAGGGACAACACGCUGGUCACGUUGGCCAACAUUUCCGGGCAACUAGACUUGUCUGCGUACACAGAAAGCAUCUGCCUGCCGAUUCUGGACGGCUUGCUGCACUGGAUGGUGUGCCCGUCGGCAGAGGCACAAGACCCCUUUCCAACCGUGGGACCCAACUCUGUCCUGUCGCCUCAGAGACUUGUGCUGGAGACCCUCUGCAAACUCAGUAUCCAGGACAACAACGUGGACCUGAUCUUGGCCACGCCUCCAUUUAGUCGCCAGGAGAAAUUCUACGCUACGUUAGUUAGGUACGUUGGGGAUCGCAAAAACCCAGUCUGUCGAGAAAUGUCCAUGGCGCUCUUAUCGAACCUUGCCCAAGGGGACGCGCUGGCAGCAAGGGCAAUAGCUGUGCAGAAGGGAAGCAUCGGAAACUUGAUAAGCUUCCUAGAGGACGGGGUCACCAUGGCCCAGUAUCAGCAGAGCCAGCAUAACCUCAUGCACAUGCAACCGCCGCCUCUAGAACCACCUAGCGUGGACAUGAUGUGCAGGGCGGCCAAGGCUCUGCUGGCCAUGGCCAGGGUGGACGAGAACCGCUCGGAAUUCCUUCUGCACGAGGGCCGAUUGCUGGAUAUCUCGAUAUCAGCCGUCCUGAACUCUCUGGUUGCGUCUGUCAUCUGUGAUGUACUGUUUCAGAUUGGGCAGUUAUGACAUCAGUGAGAAGGCGGCAUGUGUGAGUGAAAACUAGAGGCUCCCGUAUAACUGGCUGUUUUCUGUUCUUGUUUAUCCAGCGUAGGAAGAAGGAAAAGAAAAUCUCUGCUCCUCUGCCCCAUUCACUAUUUACCAAUUGGGAAUUAAAGAAAUAAUUAAUUCGAACAGUUAUGAAAUUAAUAUUUGCUGUCUGUGUGUAUAAGUACAUCCUUUUGGGGUUUUUUAUUUUGUUUUUGUUUUUGUUUUUUUUUUAACCAAAGUUGCUGUCUAGUGCAUUCAAAGGUCACUUGUUGUUUUUCACAGAUUUUCUUUUUAAUGUUCUUUUCCAUGUUGUAUUGCAUUUUUGGGGAAGCAAAUUGACUUUAAUGAAACAAAUUGCGGCGAAAGAUGCUAAGAUGGGACAAUUUCACCACACUGAGGCAAAAAAGGUGAAAAAGUGAUCAACUUCCUAGGCAUGUCAUUCUUCAGAUAAUGAAAACAAAACAAAACAAAACAAAACUGUAUCCCAUCACCCAAAGCUCUGUGCAAUAGAAACUACUUCUAGAGAUGUAGGAAUAGGGGCUCAAGGAGGUGUGUCAGUCAGUAGUCAGACUAUGAAAUGAUACUGGUUUCUCCACAGGAAAGUGGUUCCAUUAGGCUAGGAGCAAAAACAAUGUCGUUUGAAGUUAAGAGUGAAAACACAUACCUGACAACGAUCAACGGAAAUUGCUUCCUCACCACUACCGUCGGUCAUGUCUGCCGUCUGUCGUUGGACCUUCCACGUGACAGUUCUUCACAAUUCCUUUAAUCAUUUUUUAAAUAUUUUUUUUUUUUUACUGCCUAUGGGCUGUGAUGUAUAUAGAAGUUGUACAUUAAACACACCCUCAUUUUUUCUUUUCUCUUUUCUUUUUUUCUGGUUUUUUUUUUUUUUUUUUUAGUACAAAGUUUUUAGUUUCUUUUUCAUGAUGUGGUAACUACGAAGCGAUGGUAGAGUUAAAUAAUUUUUUAUUUUUAUUUUAUAUAUUUUUUCAUUAGGGCCAUAUCUCCAAAAAAAGAAAAAAAAGAAAAAAUACAAAAAACAAAAACAAACAAAAAAAAACAAACAAAAAAAGAGGGUAAUGUACAAGUUUCUGUAUGUAUAAAGUCAUGCUCUAUUUCGGGAGAGCAGCUGAUCACAAUUUGCUUCAUGAAUCAAGGUGUGGAAAUGGUUGCAUAUGGAUUGAUUUAGAAAAUGGUCACCAGUACAGACAAAAAAGAAAAAAAUACAACUAAAAGGAAGAAACACAACUUCAAAGAUUUUUCAGUGACGAGAAUCCACAUUUGUAUUUCAAGAUAAUGUAGUUUAAAAAAAAAAAAAAAAACUUGAUGUAAAUUCCUCCUUUUCCUCUGGCUUAAUGAAUAUCAUUUAUUCAGUAUAAAAUCUUUAUAUGUUCCACAUGUUAAGAAUAAAUGUACAUUAAAUCUUGUUAAGCACUGUGA